GAACCAGCAGGGCGCCCGGCCCCUCCGGCUGCGGCCCGCGCGCGAGCAUGCCCAGUGCAAGCCGCUAGUUUGGCUCGGGUCUCGGUUUCCAGUAAGUGGCCUGCGGGACUCGGGAGAGAUCCCAGGGAGCUAGCUGAGCUGAUCGCCUUUGUGUGCAGAGGGAGGAGGAGGCGGCGGCACGACCCCACCCGGGGAGCCCCACGGCAGGAACAAUGCUAGCUUGCCUGACCCGCGGGAACUUACUGGAUGUCUUGCAGGAGGGCUUCAAUGAGCAACAGCUGCAGGCCUAUGUGGCCUGGGUGAAUGCCCAGCUGAAGAAGAGGCCAUCCGUGAAGCCUGUGCAGGACCUGCGACAGGAUCUCCGAGAUGGAGUGAUCCUGGCCUAUCUCAUCGAGAUUGUUGCAGGAGAAAAACUGAGUGGUGUACAGUUGAGUCCCAGUAACCAACAAGAGAUGAAGGAUAACGUGGAGAGAGUGCUACAGUUUGUAGCUUCCAAAAAGAUUCGCAUGCAUCAGACUUCAGCUAAAGAUAUUGUGGAAGGAAACCUGAAGUCCAUCAUGAGGCUGGUCCUUGCCUUGGCAGCUCAUUUUAAACCUGGCUCGAGCAGGACGGUGAGCCAGGGGCGCGACUCCAGAGUCCCUGCACAGAGUCAUCAACCACACUGUGCGACGGCUGUGGCCCAGGGAGCAGCUGCUGCUCUGGCUGAUGUGUGCCGUGACAUGUCUCGGUCAGGACGGGAUGUCUUCCGGUAUAGACAGAGGAACAGCAGCAUGGACGAAGAGAUUGAGAACCCGUACUGGAGCGUUCGAGCACUUGUGCAGCAGUAUGAAGGACAGCAGCGGUCCCCAUCUGAGUCUAGCUGCUCCAGUCUGACUUCACCCAGCCCAAUCCACAGUGCAAAGAGUGAAUCCAUUAUAACCCAAUCAGAGGAAAAGGCCGAUUUUGUGAUUGUUCCCUCUGAAGGAAUAGAGAACAGAACAGACGAGACAGACUCUCCAUUAUCCCGAGACUGGAGGCCUGGGAGCCCAGGAACGUACCUGGAAACCACAUGGGAAGAACAGCUAUUGGAACAACAAGAACAUUUAGAAAAAGAAAUGGAGGAAGCAAAGAAAAUGAUUUCAGGACUACAGGCCUUACUGCUCAAUGGCUCCUUACCUGAAGAUGAACAGGAGAGACCCUUGGCCCUCUGUGAACCAGGAGUCAACCCCGAGGAACAACUGAUUAUAAUCCGAAGCCGUCUGGAUCAGAGUAUGGAGGAGAAUCAAGACCUCAAGAGGGAGCUGCUGAAAUGCAAGCAAGAAGCCAGAAACCUGCAGGGGGUGAAGGAUGCCUUGCAGCAGAGGUUGACUCAGCAGGACACAUCUGUUCUUCAGCUCAAGCAAGAGCUUCUGAGGGCAAAUAUGGACAAGGAUGAGCUACACAACCAGAACGUGGAUCUUCAGAGGAAGCUAGACGAGAGGAACCGGCUCUUGGGAGAAUACAAAAAAGAGCUGGGGCAGAAGGACCGCCUCCUUCAGCAGCAGCAGGCCAAGUUGGAAGAAGCACUCCGGAAACUCUCAGAUGCCAGCUACCAGCAGGUGGAUCUAGAACGGGAGCUAGAACAUAAAGAUGUCCUUCUGGCUCACUGCAUGAAAAGAGAGGCAGACGAGGUGACAACUUACAGUCACAGCUCUCAGCGCAAUGGGUUUGUUCUUCCAGUAGCGGGGAGGGGUGCUGCUUCCGUCACCCACAGAGGGCCACAGACCAGUGACCUCCAGCUCGUCCGAGAUGCUCUCCGCAGCCUGCGCAACAGCUUCAGCGGCCAUGAUCCUCAGCAUCACACCAUUGACAGCUUGGAGCAGGGCAUCUCCAGCCUCAUGGAGCGUCUGCAUGUCAUGGAGACACAGAAGAAACAAGAGAGGAAGGUUCGGGGCAGGUCACUCAGAACUCAAGCAAGCAGUGAAUACCGGGCAUCCUGGCCCCCUAAUUCAACAUUGCCUCACUCCCAGAGUUCUCCAGCCGUCAGCAGCACCUGCACUAAAGUGCUCUAUUUCACUGACCGGUCACUCACGCCCUUCAUGGUCAAUAUACCAAAGAGGUUGGGGGAGGUGACACUGAAGGAUUUUAAAGCAGCUAUUGAUCGAGAAGGGACUCACCGGUACCACUUCAAAGCACUGGAUCCCGAGUUUGGCACCGUCAAAGAAGAGGUUUUCCAUGAUGACGAUGCCAUCCCUGGAUGGGAAGGGAAAAUUGUGGCCUGGGUGGAAGAAGAUCAUAGAGAGAAUUAACUGGACCUUGGGUCCUCCCUGGCUGCUUCUCUCAGGAAAGAGGGCUAACACCAGAGUACGCCGAGAAGUUUCUAAUUCAUGCUGCCAAACAGAAGCUUCUUCCAGUAUGAUGGUCAUGGGCCAGUCCUGUUUGUGUGCCUGGCAUAUCUAGUACUUAAAAUCUCUGUCCAAACACAGACCAUGGGUUCAUCUGGAGCUCCUUGUCCGUGGAAACAGUGUUUUAUUCUACUCUGAGGACACCAAACCGAAGGCCUUAACCACCAGGGAUGGAUGA
Molecule: messenger RNA, 2541 nt
Organism: Microtus oregoni (creeping vole)
Lineage: Eukaryota; Metazoa; Chordata; Mammalia; Rodentia; Cricetidae
Gene: Dixdc1
Product: DIX domain containing 1
Exons: 20
Coding region: 213-2267 (684 amino acids)
Biological process (GO): canonical Wnt signaling pathway
Cellular component (GO): cytosol
Molecular function (GO): protein binding
Source: RefSeq, a predicted model, not a curated record